Numida meleagris (helmeted guineafowl) is the source of this 6097-nucleotide messenger RNA. RefSeq names its product actin filament associated protein 1 (gene AFAP1). The coding region runs from base 194 to 2704 and encodes 836 amino acids. The record is from RefSeq and is a predicted model, not a curated record. The transcript has 20 exons. Gene Ontology annotation, molecular function: SH3 domain binding; SH2 domain binding. NCBI's taxonomy places the organism in Eukaryota, Metazoa, Chordata, Aves, Galliformes, Numididae. Gene Ontology annotation, cellular component: cytosol.
CUCCCGCCCCCGCCCGCCCCCUGCUCCUGGCGCGGCGCUGCCUGCGCGCUGCUGGCUAAGCUGCGCGGCUCUGCGCGGCGCGGAGCUUGCUUUGUGCCCGUGAUCGCGGCAGGACGGCCCGAAGAGUUUAUUUUGAGAACAAAAGGAACCUUGUGUGCAAAGUAUACCAUUAUAGAAAGCAACUUGUUAAACCAUGGAAGAGUUAAUAGUUGAGCUGCGACUCUUUCUUGAACUUCUGGACCAUGAAUAUCUGACUUCCACUGUCAGAGAGAAGAAGGCAGUAAUAACUAACAUUCUCCUGAGGAUACAGUCAUCAAAAGGUUUUGAAAUGAAAGAACAUGUGCAGAAACCAGAAGUUGCCAGCAGCUUGCCAGCACCUCCUCAAAUGCCUCUGCCAGAAAUACCUCAGCAGUGGCUGCCACCAGAUAAUGGGCCUCCACCAUUACCGACUUCUUCCCUUCCUGAAGGCUAUUAUGAAGAGGCAGUGCCACUUAGUCCUGGGAAGGCUCCUGAAUAUAUCACUUCCAAUUAUGACUCUGAUGCUAUGAGCAGCUCUUACGAAUCCUACGAUGAAGAGGAAGAGGAUGGAAAGGGGAAGAAAAUGAGACAUCAGUGGCCUUCUGAGGAGGCCUCUAUGGAUCUGGUGAAGGAUGCCAAAAUUUGUGCCUUCCUACUUAGAAAGAAACGAUUUGGGCAAUGGACCAAACUACUGUGUGUUAUCAAAGAAAACAAACUACUGUGUUACAAAAGUUCCAAGGACCAGCAGCCCCAGAUGGAGCUCCUCCUGAAUGACUGCAGCAUCACCUACAUCCCCAAAGACAGCAAAAAGAAGAAACACGAGCUGAAAAUCUCACACCAAGGAGCAGAUGCACUAGUUCUGGCAGUGCAGAGCAAAGAGCAGGCGGAGCAGUGGCUGAAGGUUAUAAAAGAUGUGUGCAGCAACUGUACAGGCACUGUGGACUCUGACGGGCCAUUGUCUAGUUCUCCAGUACACAAGACAGAGCUGGAAAAGAAGUUGUCAUCUGAGAGACCAAGCUCAGAUGGAGAGGGUGCUGUGGAAAAUGGCAUCACCACAGUGUGCAAUGGGAAAGAACAAGUGAAGAGGAAAAAAAGUUCAAAAACAGAAGCCAAGGGCACUGUGACUAAAGUAACAGGGAAAAAAAUAACGAAGAUCAUUGGUUUAGGAAAGAAAAAGCCAUCAACAGAUGAACAGACCUCAUCAGCUGAAGAAGAUGUUCCAACAUGUGGAUAUCUAAAUGUGCUCUCAAACAACCGCUGGCGUGAGCGCUGGUGCCGAGUGAAAGAUAAUAAACUCAUUUUCCACAAGGACAGGACAGAUCUGAAGACGCACAUUGUUUCUAUCCCUCUCCGUGGAUGUGAAGUUAUCCCAGGACUGGAUUCGAAGCAUCCCCUGACCUUCCGGCUGCUUCGAAACGGGCAGGAGGUUGCUGUGCUUGAGGCAUCCUCCUCUGAAGACAUGGGCAGAUGGAUAGGGAUGUUGCUUGCAGAAACAGGAUCUUCAACAGACCCUGGAGCUCUGCACUAUGACUACAUCGAUGUGGAAAUGACGGCAAGCGUCAUCCAGGCUGCAAAACAGACCUUCUGUUUUAUGAACAGACGAGUUAUAUCCACAAAUCCAUACCGGGGAAGCACUGCCAACGGCUAUGCAUGUCCGAGUGGAAUGGCACUUCAUUACGAUGAUGUUCCCUGCAUAAAUGGAUCGUGGGAACCAGAAGAUGGCUUUCCUUCUUCUCGUAGCAGGAACUUGGGAGAAGAAAUGCUUUAUGAUAACGCAGGCCUGUACGAUAACUUGCCGUCUCCAAAAAUCUUUGCGCGCUAUCCGCCAGCUGACAGGAAAACCAAUAGGUUAUCUACUGACAAACUCUCCUCUAACCAUUACAAACACCCUGUCUCAUCCAAUCUGUCUUCUGCUCAGUCUGUCACUAAUACCUCUGCUGUGGGGAGGGGAUCUGUCUCGCAGUUUAAAGGCAAGAAACCUCCUGCAACUGCUAACGGGAUCACUGGAAAAGUGAGAACAUUAAAUAGCCAACCGAAGAAACCUGAAUCAGUGUCGUGUGUGAAGCGCACAGCAUCCAAUGCAGAACAGUACAAAUACGGCAAGAACCGUGUGGAGGCUGAUGCAAAGAGGCUACAGAGUAAAGAAGAGGAACUGCUAAAGAGGAAAGAAGCGCUGCGGAAUAGGCUGGCCCAGCUCCGAAAAGAAAGAAAAGAUCUACGUGCUGCCAUCGAAGUCAAUGCUGGCAGGAAGACUCAAGUGAUUCUUGAAGACAAGUUAAAGAAGCUGGAAGAGGAAUGUAAGGCGAAGGAGGCUGAGCGUGUAAACCUGGAGCUAGAACUGACUGAGGUGAAGGAGAGCCUUAAGAAAGCCUUGGCUGGUGGCAUCACACUGGGCUUGGCUAUUGAGCCCAAGUCAGGAACAUCAAGCCCGCAGUCUCCAAUUUUCAAGCACCGAACUUUGGAAAACUCCCCAAUCUCCAGUUGUGAUACCAGUGACACUGAGUGCUCAAUACCUGUGAACAGUGCAGCAGCUCUGAAGCGACCUCCCUCGUCAAAUAAUUCUCCAUGUCGGGGGCAUGUACUUCGAAAAGCAAAGACAGUGCAACCCAAGCUGUGCUCAGCCCGUUCGCCAGGAGCAGCAGCCAAAUCCUGCCAUCAGGAAUGGGAGAUGAAAAAUGGAACAUAAGUACAGCAAAACCACUAUUCCAUAAAGGCCUUACCUAUUGUGGACCACAACAUAGGCUACAAAGGACUCAUCCAGUGUAUCAAAUGAUACAACAUAAGAGAUUUUGUAAUUCUGUUAAGUUAAUGGUAGCUUGGCGCUAAUUUGCCUGUAUUCCCUCUACUGUAUUGCUGUGUAACUACACGUGUCCCUUUUUAUUACCUGUAACUCUUUAUUUCCAACUUCACUGGUAACGAAAAUGGAAACGAAAAAGCAAACCAACCAUAGUAAGUAAAAAGAGGCAUAUAGUUGCAAUUGAAAGUUUACUUUGCUGAAACAGUAUAGACCAGCAAUGUGAAUUACAUUGCAUCAGAUGUCCUGAACAGCACUGCAGACUGGUGCAUUAUUUAAGACAGAUAUGAACUCAUUUCAGAUAAGUGCUCUCACAGGUAACGCUGCUUUGGAUAGCACUGCGUGCCACAGAGGUAGCUGAGCCAAGUGGUUACAUUGCUAUUAGUGGUCCACGUGGCAAAAGAAAACUGAAGAAAUGGCUUCACAUGAAUGGCAUGACUUGCUUUGCCUGGGAAGUAGGGAGUUCUUCAUAGCUGCUGCCUUGAUGGCGGUGAGAGUCAGUGGAAUGACACAACUCAGCUGUGAAGAGUUUUCAGAUGCUUGUUAAGAUAGAUAGAUGUUUUUGUCAUUGGGAGAUAAAAAGCUGCCACGCGUCGAAAAAAAUCCAUUCUAGUACAUUAGCUUUAUUCUGAGGCACCAGUCAUUUUCAAAAGUUGUUGUCUAGCAGUGAUUCAUUACUGAUUUUGUUAGAAGGCAGACAGGUAUUUUUAGAUAUUGCUUCUUUUCUAUACUUUUUGAAAAAGAAAAAGAAAUGUAAUUGAAAUUAAUCCUCAACAGAUAAUGGCAACUCAGAAUAGCUUAUGAGGUCAGUCUUGUUUUAAAAAUAUAGUAUUGUUAAACUUGAGUUAUAGAACACUGCUGUACUUCGUUUCCUUCACCUUUUCAGACCUCAGCUAUUAUUUUUGAGGAAGACGAGACUGAAAGGAUGAUUAUUUCAAGGCUUCUAUAAACAUUUUUACAAAGAAUUGGGGAUUUUCUCAGACAGAAGUCUGAUUACUAGGAAAUAGUAUCUUGUAUUUUAGUCUGUAAUAUUAUAGAAAUUUGUUCAUCUUUGUUUCUAUCCAUGUCACUCCUGUGAAAUUAUAUGCAUUAAAUUGGCAGCUGAAGCCCUUCAAAAUCUCAAGAUUGGCAUAAAAGUGAGAGGAAAACAUGUAAUGAAUUGGGGUUUUUGUUAUCUUGGUUUUUUUAAGCCUCUGGAGAGCCUUCAAUCAUAUUCUCAAGAUUUUUCUCCUCAUCUGUGAAGAUUAGAAAACUAAUUUAAAAAAUUGAAAUACUACUCAUAUUUUGAGAUAAUCAGAGAAGUAAGGGCUGGAAUCUUGACAGAUAGUUAAGACUUGCAAUUAAAAUCACAGAAGCUGGCAAAACAGUAGUUAUCAAGGUAGAAAAUCUCUUUCUGUCCUCGGCCUGCAGGUUGCCUCCUCCCUUUAGGAAGAGGUGUAAGUCCUGAAGCCUACACAGGUUGUGACAGCUGACAUGGUCAGCUGAGCAUUCAGCUCCUUCCUGACCUGGUGCACCAGAGGAAUUCCUGUGGGAGCUGUUUGGAUCAGCAAGCCCAGGGCCCCAGUGCAGAGCUAUCAGAAAGUCCCGGCACAUGGCAGCUCCCUCCAGUCAGGCCACCAUGAAUGCCAAGUGCUUUUGAAAAGUGGGUCCAUAGUGGUCCACAUAUAAGGGCUAAAUCUUGUUCCCAAAUGCAGUCAGGGAUCUCAUUGGCCUUAGCAGAGGAGAAAUGGGGCUCAAAAUUAGAAAAGGCUCUUUGCUUCUUGGGACUGUGCUUUGCACAAAGUGCCACAAGAAUGCAAAUACAAUAGGAAGCAAAUAUCAGUGUGAUUUUCUAUGAAACCAGGAUAUUUUCUUUAAUAUUAGUUUAGGUCUGCUUACUUAUUAAUUCUAUAAGUGGAGAGUACAAUCCAUACUGUAUGACUACGGACUAAGCAGUAUCAAGUUCCCAUAAAUUUUAGCAGAAAUAAAUUUGAAGCAAAAGUAAGUUCAUUUAGGCUUUUUAUUUCAAAUUAAGUUAUUUAUUUGUAUAUUUCAAUAAAUAUUUAUUUUAUAUCUGUACAUAUUUAUGAUGCAAAUUAGGCUUCUAGUCAACAUUUGUAAGGAUGUAACAGUUGCCAUUAAGUGGUCCCACAUCAAGUAAUGCAGAGUAAUCAAAAGUAAUCAAAAUCAAUUCCUUUGAGUCAGUCUUAUAUACCCAGUAUUGGUGUUGUAUCUUCCAUCCCCUUUCGCCUGUCCUCCUGCAAAGGGUCCUUAAAGCCAUCCACCCUCCCCCCAGUCCCGUACUAUAAUUGUGUGUUCCUAAUGUAUAAACACAUCGGUAACACUGCAAUUAUCCUUUACUGACAUAUCUAUUCUAUAUAAUAGCCAAGGUUUUGAAAGGACGAAACAAAAAGUAGAAACAACUCUGGAAAUAACCUCUUAGACCACACCCAGUGCUGUGAAAUAUGUUCCAUUUUGUUUAAUAGUACUGUUGCUGUGCAUUUGAUAUAAAAAGCAACAGAGUUUGUAUUUUCCACAUUUUUAUGAUUUCAGGAUCACCAGACAAAGUCAGAAAUAGAGCAGUAUGACUUUUUUAAGGGAAAAAUAUUGUAUUUUAAGCCAUUGCAUUUCUAUGUCUUUUGAGAAAAUGUUACACUUGUGCUUCCUCAAACUCUUGUUACUGUACCAGGUGCUUUUAAAAUUUUUUUCUAAUAAAUAGGUGAUGAUUUUUUAAAGAAAACAUCAUAAUCUUGGGGGAUCAAAUGUGUUUUUUUAAUGAGAUGAUUGUGGCGAUUUGAUUUUUCAGAUGGAGAUUACUUAAUUUAGUAUUUUUUUUUUCAUUUAAGACACUUUCAAACUAAUUGGCCCAGGCUGUGUGUUGUAAGAUAAUGUUCUCAUAUUAAGAAUGUAAUUAUUUCCUUAUUGUAUUUUUUAAAAACAAAAUCAUAUUUAAAAAUCUCUGUGAAAAAAGCAUGAAAGAAACAUGAAAAAAGUUUUUGUUUUAUUUUUGUUAUUGGAUAUGUUGGCAGUGCCCAUUAUAAUUGACUGUAAAUAGAGUCUUUCUACUGUAUUUCUCAAUGUAUUUAAUUUUGGGUUUUUUUGGCACACAUUCACGGAAACUUCUGUAAAAAAAAAAUGUUCAAAACAGACCCAUUUACAAAUGUGUGUCUUAGUAGCUUCAACUAACUUUAUGCCUUUCUAGUUUAUUCUUCAGAAAGUCUUGCAGAGUGUGAAAAAAGACAGGCACCUGGUAGGUGCGACAGAUCUAAGACCAUUAUUAAUAAAGUUACAUGUCAUAAAGAUGUA